Messenger RNA from Pocillopora meandrina, 390 nucleotides. Lineage: Eukaryota; Metazoa; Cnidaria; Anthozoa; Scleractinia; Pocilloporidae. The record is from the annotation of a GenBank genome assembly.
AUGCAGAGUGCCAUUGAACGAUAUCUAAAGGAGAAGAACUAUCCAUUGAGCAUCGUGCGAUCGAGAGAGUUUCACCACUCACAAGAAAUCCUCAAUGCGAAAGCAAUUUCCCUGCGUCAACAAGGAAAGGGAAAGAGACCCAACAAAGCUCAGCUAAUCACACCUGAAGAAGAGUCAGCCCUGUGGGAAAAAGGUAAGUUGGGUGAUUUUAAUGGAAAGUUCUUGACCAAUGUCAACUUCAAAAAUUUGACAGAACAACUGGGAUUUCGUGGUCGCCAAGAACACUACGAUGCAUACGUGGAAGACGUAAUUAUAAGACGGCGAGAAGAUGGAACUGAAGUUGUUGAGUUCAGGGAAGGUCCCACUAAAACGCGGAGCGGUGGUCUCUGA